GUCAAAUAUUGCAGCUGGCGCAAAGACCUCGUCUUCUUGUAUUUCAUCGAGGGCGUGGAGGAGGAUUUCACGGAGGUCUGGGCGUUGACGAAGAAGUUCUUCGAACAGGCUGAGGGCCCCGCGCAGACCCGCGCGGCCGCGAGCAACCAGGAGAGCGACGCCGCGACGAUCGAUAUCUUUGACACCGCGCGCCAGCAGGGCGAGGCGGAGGAUGAGGCGGCGCUGAAGCACGAGGAGGAGCGCCAGGCAACGGAGCAGGCGGCGCAGAGGCGUGAGGCAGAGGAGCAGGCGGCGCGGGAGGCGUCCAAGCGAACUGGCGCUGAGGACGCUAGCUCUGGCCCCCGCUCGAAGCGUGCGAAGAAGAGCGACGGCGCGGCAGGAGGUGCCCCUGGGGAGGGGCCUGCAGCCGCGCCAGGAACCGACGCCGCCCCCCACAAGAAGAAGGCGAAGAGGGGGCAGACGCCGCUCCAGAAGGCGAUGGCCGAGGCGAAACUGGUGCUCCAGAUGCACGGCCAGGUGGCGGCGUCUGCAACGACCUUGAGCAAUGCGAUUGCCAAGGCGGAGGCGAAGUGGGCCUUUGCCAAUUCGCCCGAGGUGCUCAAGCCCUUCACCAAGGCGAACGACAAGCUGAGGAGGACGAUCGACAGCAAGCCCGCCUUCACGGAGUUCCUGUGCGCCCGCGACCUCGGCGAGCUCCAAGCAGCGGCAAAGAAGAAGGACGGCCUGAAUGAUUUGCAGGCCGACCUGGAGUCGUUCGCCAAGCUGGUCAACCCGUGUUUGGAGGAGAUCCAGCUCGAGACGAGGCCGCUGGUCAGCACGGCGGAGACGAGGGAGGAGGAGAAGGCCAAGGCGGCCGCGGCCAAGGCGGGCAAGACCAACAAGGGCCCCAAGAAGCCUCGCAAGAGCAAGGCGGCGACGGCGGAGUCGUGA
Prorocentrum cordatum is the source of this 930-nucleotide messenger RNA. The record is from the annotation of a GenBank genome assembly. Lineage: Eukaryota; Dinophyceae; Prorocentrales; Prorocentraceae.